Molecule: messenger RNA, 1347 nt
Organism: Anneissia japonica
Lineage: Eukaryota; Metazoa; Echinodermata; Crinoidea; Comatulida; Comatulidae
Exons: 13
Coding region: 1-1347 (448 amino acids)
Source: RefSeq, a predicted model, not a curated record
AUGGCUUUAAUGGGUGACUGGACGCCAUUAAUGCACGCUGUGAUGAACGACGCACCAGAUGAUGUGUUGGAGGAUAUGAUUGAAACGGCAACUCCAGAUUAUUUAGAACAACAGACGUCUGUUGGUGCCACUAUUCUCCAUUUCUUGGCGGUCAACGCACGCGUGUCAGCAAUGAGACGCGUGUUGGAAAAAACCAACGAGAACAUUAACACGCAAGACAUGUUUGGACGCACACCACUACAUUGCUGUCUAGAGGAGAAGCUGACGCACGAGCAACACAAGGAAGUCGCAAUUCUCAAUAUCACCUUUGGCGCGUCGCUGACAAUAAAAGAUAUGGAUGGAAAGACGCCUCUUGAUGUGUAUGAUGAUAACGAAUGUGAAUACGAAGAAACCACGAAAACCAAGAAAAAGGAGGAGUUGAAAGAACUACUUAAAGAACUAUCAAUUCCGUCAGAGAUUUUAGCCAGGGGUCCCGAAGCCGUCAAAGCAUUCAAAGAUGCGCUUAAAACUGGUGAAAUAACAGUUGUUAAUUCAAGAAUGAUGUUCUUAGGUAAAGAAGGUUCUGGAAAGACAUCUUGUGUCAAAGCCAUGCUUGGGAAAGCAUUUGAUAAAGAAGAGAGGUCAACUGAUGGUAUUGUUACAACUACUGUCUUUCAAACUGAUGGCGAUUACAGCAAAUGGGAGGAGCAGAAUGAUGUGGACGUUUGUGAACAAACUAAGGAGAUACUUGAGUACGGUAUCGCAGCAGACGUUGCAAAGAAGUUGAAACAGCCAAACAGUGAACAAAACAAAUCUAAAUUUGUAUCUGAUGUAGAAAGACCAUCUUCAUCCAGUUCUGUUGCAUCUACAUCUGCUGAGUUACAGUUUCAAUUACCAGAAGCAGUUAGGCCUUUGCCUCCGACUUUGCAAAAGAAAAGCAGAGUAAAAACUGUAGGCCUAUCUCAUGACAAGAUGGGAGUAUCGACCAAUCACCUAAUGAAAUAUGAAAUACGCAAGAAGAUUGUCGAAAAUUUUGCUAACAAGAGUUCGGGACCAAGAGAUAUAACAUGCAUAUGGGACUAUGCCGGUCAGAUGAUUUAUUAUAUAACUCACCGGUUUUUUCUUACAGAUAGGUCAUCGUAUGGAGUUGUUUUCAGUUUGGUUGAUGAUUUGAACGAUUUUGUAAAACCAAGAAAAUUGAACGAAGGAAAGUUUGACAUUACUAAUAUGCAAAUGAUCAUAUUCUGGAUACGGUCAAUUUACGAACACGCUGUACUGCUACAUGGGACAGAGAAAGAACCUGUCAAAGGAAUAGCAUCACCGCCGAUUAGUCUGAUUGGGACGCACAAGGACCUCCUAAUGGAUUGA